AUGACAUUCGACUUGGUACAGCACGUCAAGGCUCGCACUCGCAGCGUGCAUUUUGAUAGAAAUCUCAUGUUCAUGGCAACCACACCUCUCGCCGGAUCAUCGCCAAAGGCAUCGCGGGAUUCCAAACGAACUAUUAGUUUUCCACUGAGCCAAGACGAUAACAGCUCAUCUUCUCCUUCCUCCCCUCGUCCCUCAACAGUACGCCACUAUCGCAGUAUGCUUGACGUGGACAUCCAGGAUCCGCCGACAUUAAGCCCUAUGAAGCCAGUGUCAUUCGACGAACUAUAUGUCUAUUCUGCAACAAGUGGGCCAGCUGGAGAUGAACAGACAGCUUAUGUGAAGCCCAAUCGCGACCAUCUCACAGUCGAGGCUUCUACCAGGGGAAAUCCUCGCAACACGACUUCUCCCGGCAGCGAAUCUCCGGCGUUGGCUCCUUCUGCCUCGCCUGCCAAUGGUAGGUUUAUCAUUUACGUGAAUUUCUGUUCCGGUACUGACUGCCAAGUAGUUCCAUCUCAGCCACCUCCCCCCGCUGACAACAGAAACAUUGUCCGAAGAAAGCUUACUGGCUAUGUUGGUUUUGCCAACCUACCCAACCAAUGGCACCGAAAGAGUGUUCGUAAGGGAUUCAACUUCAACGUGAUGGUUGUUGGUGAGUCCGGCUUGGGCAAGUCUACUCUGGUCAACACUCUAUUCAACACCUCCCUGUACCCCCCCAAGGAGCGCAAGGGACCCAGCCUCGACAUUAUUCCCAAGACUGUUACUAUCCAGUCCAUUAGUGCCGACAUUGAGGAGGCAGGUGUUCGUCUCCGCCUGACCGUUGUCGAUACACCAGGUUUCGGCGAUUUCGUCAACAACGACGAGUCCUGGCGCCCUAUCGUCGACAACAUCGAGCAGCGAUUCGACUCUUACUUGGAUGCUGAGAACAAGGUUAACCGCAUGAACAUUGUUGACAACCGUAUUCACGCCUGUGUCUUUUUUAUUCAACCCACUGGCCACUCCCUGAAGCCUCUUGACAUUGAGGUCAUGCGCCGACUCCAUACCAAGGUCAAUCUGAUCCCCGUCAUCGCCAAGGCUGAUACCCUUACCGACGAGGAGAUUGCUGCCUUCAAGUCCCGAAUUCUCGCCGAUAUCAAGCACCAUGGCAUCCAGAUCUUCGAGGGUCCUCGUUACGAGCUUGAUGAUGAGGAGACGAUCGCUGAGAACAACGAGAUCAUGUCCAAGGUUCCCUUCGCUGUUGUUGGUGCCAACAACGAGAUCACAAGCGCCGAUGGUCGCAAGAUUCGCGGUCGUGCCUAUCCUUGGGGCAUCAUUGAAGUCGAUAACGAGGAGCACUGCGAUUUUGUCAAGCUUCGACAAAUGCUCAUCCGAACACACAUGGAGGAGCUCAAGGAGCACACCAACAACCAACUCUACGAGAACUACCGUACCGACAAGCUGCUCGCCAUGGGCGUGUCGCAAGACCCCAGCGUUUUCAAGGAGGUCAACCCUGCUGUCAAGCAGGAGGAGGAGCGUGCCCUACACGAGCAAAAGCUAGCCAAGAUGGAGGCCGAGAUGAAGAUGGUCUUCCAACAGAAGGUAGCAGAGAAGGAGAGCAAGCUCAAGCAGUCCGAAGAGGAACUGUACGCCCGCCACAAGGAGAUGAAGGAGCAACUCGACCGCCAACGACUGGAGCUCGAGGACAAGAAGCAGCGCGUCGAAAGCGGACGGCCACUAGAGAAGGAAGGCAAGCGAAAGGGUUUCUCUCUUCGCUAA
This is a messenger RNA of Fusarium subglutinans, 1752 nucleotides long. Its product is annotated as cell division control 3. Gene Ontology annotation, cellular component: cytosol; septin complex; microtubule cytoskeleton. Gene Ontology annotation, biological process: cytoskeleton-dependent cytokinesis. Gene Ontology annotation, molecular function: GTPase activity; molecular adaptor activity; GTP binding. The transcript is spliced from 4 exons. Lineage: Eukaryota; Fungi; Ascomycota; Sordariomycetes; Hypocreales; Nectriaceae. The record is from RefSeq and is a predicted model, not a curated record. Bases 1 to 1752 code for a protein of 583 amino acids.